UCUCUUGAACUAAAUUACAGCGAAUCGAGAACGUUUGUCAAUUGAAGUUCAAUCGGUUGUCGAAUAAUUUAUUGUGUCACGAAUCACUUCGGAAAUUCAAAAGAUUCAUCUUUCUCUACAAUAUAUUUCUUCUUUAAAUUCCGUAAAAAUAUACUUAAUUGCUAAGGAGAGAAAAUUAGUUCCUUGGAUCUGGGUAAGCUCGUCGAUAAGCAGUCGGUCAUUUCUUACACCGGAAACUGCAAUCUCGUAUGUUAUGUUAGACGCUCGUGGCGAAAAUCGACUGAUUACGGACACACACGUCAUCGACGAAAGGUUAUCAAGACGGCGAUAAGAACUGUCGACGAAGCUUCACGAAGAAAUGGACAACGAGAGGGUUGAUUAUAAAGCCGCCAAAGCCGACGGCCGCGUGACAAAUAAUCAUCGCAAGGGAUUAAAUUAUCUCGUUCGAAAGUAUUCGGAUAAUGAAAACAGAAUGCAAAAAAGGAAGGAAUUCUCUAACAAGGCUACGGAGGAUGAAACAGAAGAAGAAGAAGAACGGGAAAUUGAUGAAAAUCGGAGCGAAGAGGAAGAUGGAAAAAUUCAGAAAGUAGAUACAAACCAAGACGAAGUGAAUGAAAAUGAGCAGAAAACUGCGCAGAUUGAACAGUGCGCGAUUUGUCAUAUUAUCAUCAACGACGCAAAUCUCGGCGGAACCGUCGCCAACUCCGAACAGGAUCCACACUGUUCCGAGGGCUAUUCGUUAUGUCAACGUUGUGUACGAAACUUUUCAAUCCGACCAGUUGCGGAGCAUCCUCAGCCUCGAAGAUCACACACGAGUUUCUUCCAAGGUAGAGACAGCGAUCGCAACAUACAUUCGAGAAUGUACGAUUCGCAUCGCAAUCAGUGGGCUUGCAACUUCAAUAAGGCGGUACCCGGCGAAGAGAAUAACGAAACGUUAGAUUACGAAUCGGAUGCAGUCUCAUACGUCGCUGAUCGCGAUCGAGGCAAUCUGCGGCGAGAGGAAAGUUGCGGGAAACAGUAUCAACAGCAGCCUGGCUAUUGCAAUCUAAUGACAACGAUGACAAGGAGAAAUGGCGCGGUGGAUCGAUACUCCUCCGAGAUCAAAAUCAAAAAUCCCUCUUUGGUCGAUUGCUCCCGCAGACCUAUACGUUGCCCACGUCUAGACUGCUCGGUGAACGUCGCCUUUUCGGCACUCACCCAUCACUUUCUUUUCGAUCAUCCCGAAGUGCCCAUCCUCAGUGUCGAACCCGGCGCCGAGAGCACACUUAUCGUCAGCUACGGAGCUCUCUCCUGCAACUCCAGUCGAUGUCUAGCUCUCUUACUGGUGUCCGGAAAACUCUCAGAUUCCUCAGCGAGACUGUUCGGUAGCAUUCAAAUAAAUCCUAAGUAUCGGAAUCGAUUGCCUCUUCCGGUGUUGGCAGCGCGUCUGCACAGCAGCCACAAUUACGCGUAUCGUGAGGAGAUGCACGCUGGCGGAGAAGGCCAGUGCGAGAAGGACAUGAUCAUUGCCUGGGUGGCGGGAUUAGACGUCGGCGACACGGCUGACAGACUUCGGUGUAGCAUUCAGGCGGUCGAUAGCAUCGAGAACGGGGGAUUUCGUUCGCUCACGUAUACAGGCCCUGUGACGUCCCUGAGAAUCGCCCAAUGUCCACGUGACGUCUUCUUGGCUGGUGAUUGUAUAGUUCUCCACGAAGGAUUAAUCAGCCAUAUCACCUCCGGCUGUACUAGUCUCAAUGUAAAUGUUAUUGUACAUUAAACAUGUGUUCUAACACACGUAUGUCUUUGUUUCUGAAAUAACUAUUUUAAAAAUGUAAGCCCAUCCAAUAUAAAUUGGGAUCAUACAGGA
This is a messenger RNA of Trachymyrmex cornetzi, 1846 nucleotides long. RefSeq lists its product as uncharacterized. NCBI's taxonomy places the organism in Eukaryota, Metazoa, Arthropoda, Insecta, Hymenoptera, Formicidae. Bases 359 to 1756 code for a protein of 465 amino acids. The transcript is spliced from 6 exons. The record is from RefSeq and is a predicted model, not a curated record.